Jaminaea rosea is the source of this 889-nucleotide messenger RNA. RefSeq names its product NAD(P)-binding protein. The record is from RefSeq and is a predicted model, not a curated record. The transcript has 2 exons. Lineage: Eukaryota; Fungi; Basidiomycota; Exobasidiomycetes; Microstromatales. Bases 156 to 884 code for a protein of 242 amino acids.
CGGGAGGAUACACUGGCAUCGGCCUUGAAACAGUGCACGCCCUGCUGCAACAUGAUGCUGCCAAGGUCAUCGUCGCGGGGCGCAGCCAAACGAAAUACGAUGAGGCAGUCAAGAAGUUGGAGGCCAGGGGAGACGUCAGCGGGACGUUGAACAGAAUGGAGUUCCUUGAGCUUGACUUGGCUAGCUUGAAGGGCAUUCAGAAGGCAGGCAAGGAGCUCCAUGGGAAGACUGAUAAGUUGCACAUGCUCUUUGCUAGCGCUGGAGUCAUGGUCCCUCCCCUCGGCUCCCGCUCGGCAGACGACAUUGAGCUCCAAUUGGCCACCAACACGCUCGGACACCACUACCUCAUCCAGCUCUCCCUACCUCUUCUUCUCGCCGCCCGCUCCAAGGACUUCUCACCUCGAGUCUGUCUCACCUCCUCUUCAGGUCACAACGCCAUCAUGGGUCCCCCUGCCUUCAGCAAGGCCGAUCCCGAGAUCAAAAAUCGCGGCAAGGCGUGGUAUCUGCCCUCCGACACGCGUCGUCAACUCCUGUACGGCAACUCCAAGAUGGGCAACAUCCUCACUGCAAACAAGUUCCACCGCCUCUAUGCUUCACAGGGCCUCGUCUUUGCGUCGUGCAACCCGGGAAACCUCAAGACGGAGCUAGCCAGACACGUCCCCUCGCUGACCAAGAGGAUGAUCCAGUUCCUUCUCUUUCCCCCCGAGUACGGAGCGCUCAAUCAGCUGUACAUCUGCACGAGUCAGGAUGGGGAGAAGUUGGGCGGACAAUACGUUGCGCCGUGGACUAGAGUGGUCAGUCCCUCCCACGAGGCGAAGGACCAGAAGAGCGAGGAUGAGUUGUACGAGUGGUGCGAGGAGACGAUUAAGAGGGUGGUCGGAUAGAGGGG